CCAUGGUGACCUGCCACGGACGCUUCCCUCUGCGCGUCUGUCAGUCCCUCGAAAGCAAUGGCCGCGGCAACCCUCGUCGAGAGAGCUCCCUCACUCCCUCUCUCUAAAAUGGAGGUGGACGCGAAUCUUCUCAGCCAACUAGAGUCUGACGACGACGAUGUGGUCAAGCGUGAGGCCGGCAUCCUGGCGCUGGCGGACCAGUACAAGAAAGCUGGCCAGGCACACCAGCUGGCCCAGCUCAUCAAGGACACGCGGCCCUUCCUCUCGCAGAUCUCCAAGGCCAAGGCAGCCAAGCUGGUGCGCACCAUGGUGGACAUGUUCCUGGACCUGGAGGCCACCACGGGGCUGGAGGUGGAGGUCUGCCGCGACAACAUCGAGUGGUCUAAGCUGGAACGCCGCACCUUCCUCCGCCAAUCUCUGGAGGCGCGGCUGGUGGCACUCUUCUACGACACAGCACAGUACACGGAGGCGCUGGCGCUGGGCUCACAGCUGCUGAAGGAGCUGAAGAAGCUGGAUGACAAGAACCUGCUGGUGGAGGUGCAGCUGUGGGAGAGCAAGACCUACCACGCUCUUGGGAACCUUCCCAAGGCACGGGCCGCCCUCACCUCCGCCCGCACCACCGCCAACGGCAUCUACUGCCCCCCCAAGCUGCAGGCCACCCUAGAUCUACAGUCUGGCAUUCUGCACGCCGCAGAGGAGAAGGAUUUCAAGACUGCCUUCUCUUACUUCUAUGAGGCCUUCGAGGGUUACGACAGCAUCAGCAGUCCCAAGGCCCUCACGGCGCUGAAGUACAUGCUGCUUUCCAAGAUCAUGCUGCAGUGCCCCGAGGACGUGCACAGCAUCGUGAGCGGGAAGCUGGCGCUGCGGCACGGUGGCUCCCACGUGGACGCCAUGAAGGGCAUCGCGGCCGCCAGCAGCAAGCGCUCCUUGGCGGACUUCAAGACCACGCUGGGCAAGUACAAGGAGGAGCUGGAAGGAGACAUGAUCGUGAAGGCCCACCUUAAAACCCUCUAUGACAGCAUGCUGGAGCAGAACCUGUGCCGCAUCAUCGAGCCCUACAGCCGCGUGCAGGUGGCCUACGUCAGCCAGACCAUCGGGCUGCCGCAGGACACGGUGGAGCGCAAGCUGUCGCAGAUGAUCCUGGACUCCAAGCUGACGGGCAUCCUGGACCAAGGUGCCGGGGUGCUCAUCGUGUGGGACCCCGUGACCAAGGACAAGACCUACGAGUAUGCCCUGGACACCAUCAAGGCCAUGGAGAAGGUAGUGGAUGUCCUCUACCAGAAGGCCAAGAAGCUGACGUAAGGCUCGGCCCGAAUAGCACGCACACUUGUGACGCUCGGCCUGGGCUGCGUUGGGGCGAGGCGUCCGUGGGGCCCAGACCUCCCUCGUGAUGGUAGAUUUUCUUUAUUUUUUUGAGGAGAGUUGCGAGUGUGGAGUGAGGGUCUGGCGGCCCUGUCCCGGCCCAGCCCGGCCUCCGUGUACAUAAAGACUACUGCAUAUACGGUGUGGUGAGGGUGACGUGUUGUCUGGCAUCGGUGAGGUGCGUCCGUUCUGCCCUUUAUUCUUUGUCGCACGGUUCAAGUGGAGAUGUGGAUUGCUUUUAAGUUAUUGACUAUCAAGUUUUGUGAGGAAAAAAGGGUCAUUUUGUAUGUUGUUUGGUAAUUUAGGAGCACUAGGAGUAUAGUUGACAUCAUUAACACCACUGGAAGAAAACAAACCUGGACUCUGGAAUCAAAAAGCAAAAAAAAUAUGUUCUCUACUAAAGCUUUAUUUUUCAUGUCCUGACCUUGACUGUUGCCACUUGCUGUUGUUUACCCGAGGGGCCGCAGCAGCAGUCUGGCCCCGGCCUUAGCGCUGCCCGGCCCCGCCCCAGAGCUGUCCCGGCAGCUUUGUGCGGUGGCCCCACACACCCCACCCGGAUCAGUCAGCUUAUUCAAGGUUUGACUUACAAAUAUUUUAUAAAUUAAAAACUAUAUCAAA
This is a messenger RNA of Eriocheir sinensis (Chinese mitten crab), 1980 nucleotides long. RefSeq names its product 26S proteasome non-ATPase regulatory subunit 11-like (gene Rpn6). Gene Ontology annotation, cellular component: proteasome regulatory particle, lid subcomplex. The record is from RefSeq and is a predicted model, not a curated record. Gene Ontology annotation, biological process: ubiquitin-dependent protein catabolic process. Bases 58 to 1302 code for a protein of 414 amino acids. Gene Ontology annotation, molecular function: structural molecule activity. The transcript has 2 exons. NCBI's taxonomy places the organism in Eukaryota, Metazoa, Arthropoda, Malacostraca, Decapoda, Varunidae.